This is a messenger RNA of Sinocyclocheilus grahami, 2384 nucleotides long. Its product is annotated as collagenase 3-like. The coding region runs from base 7 to 1827 and encodes 606 amino acids. Gene Ontology annotation, molecular function: zinc ion binding; metalloendopeptidase activity. The transcript has 17 exons. NCBI's taxonomy places the organism in Eukaryota, Metazoa, Chordata, Actinopteri, Cypriniformes, Cyprinidae. Gene Ontology annotation, cellular component: extracellular matrix. The record is from RefSeq and is a predicted model, not a curated record. Gene Ontology annotation, biological process: extracellular matrix organization; collagen catabolic process; proteolysis.
CUCAACAUGGGGAUUCACCACCAGCUGAGUUUUCUUGCAAGCUUGGUGCUUGUUAUUCACGCUGGACCGAUUUUAAAGCCCGCUGACAAAGAUGAAGCCACUGCAGAGCAUUACCUGAAGAGCUUCUACAAUCUAACGGAUAUGACAGAUGAAACAACUGCCUUCCGAAGAGAGGCCAGUCCACUGACUGAGAAGAUGAAAGAGAUGCAGAAGUUUUUCGGGCUUAAGGUCUCUGGAAAGCUGGACAAAGAAACAAUGGAGAUGAUGAAGAAGCCCCGCUGUGGAGUUCCAGAUGUUGCUGCGUACUCCACAUUUGGAGGCAAACCCAAAUGGCAGACCAACAAGCUCACCUACAGAAUCGUGAACUAUACCCCUGACAUGUUAAAAGCUGAAGUGGAUGAAUCCAUGGAGAAAGCCCUGCAGGUCUGGGCCAAUGUCACUCCUCUGAGAUUCACCCGUAUCUACAAAGGCACAGCUGACAUCAUGAUCUCCUUUGCUACAAGUUAUCAUGGUGAUGCUUCCCCAUUUGAUGGACCACAAGGCAUAUUGGCUCAUGCUUUUGCUCCUUCUCUUGGAAUCGGUGGAGAUGCACAUUUCGAUGAUGAUGAGUUUUUCGCAUUCCGCUCAUCUAAAGGAAUUGUCCUGUUCUUGGUGGCCGCCCAUGAGUUUGGUCACUCUUUGGGUCUUUCUCAUACUAACGUUCCUGGCGCUCUGAUGUUCCCCACAUACAGCUUUACUGAUCCGGAUAGUUUCUCUCUGUCCAGUGAUGACAUCAGAGGGAUUCAGUCGCUCUAUGGCACAAACAGAGACAUAACCCCCAUCCAACCUCAUCCAGAAGUACCAACAACUAAGGCUUGUGACCCUAAUCUGAUCUUGGAUGCAGCCACAACUCUAAGGGGUGAAACAAUGUUCUUCAAGGACGGCUUUUUCUGGCGUAGAUCUCCGAGCAGAACUGUGACGCAACUUCCGAUCAAGAGUUUCUGGGCCAGCGCUCCGGAUAAUAUAGAUGCUGCUUAUGAGGAUCCAGUGCAAGAUAAACUUUUCCUAUUCAAAGCUCUUUGCGACGGCGCUCCCACGACAGCAUCACCAGAAGACCAUCAAAUAGCAGAGGCUUAUCUGUCGCAGUUCUACAGGGACAAGAACGCAACAUUCAGCGGCAGAAUCCUCCCAAAUCUAGAAAAGGAACUGAAGGCCAUGCAGGAUUUUUUUGGACUGGAGGUCACGGGUAAGCUGGACUCGAACACUCUUGAGACGAUGAAGCUGCCGCGCUGUGGAGUCACUGAUGUGGCCAGAUACGGACACUUUCAGGGAAAGCCCAAGUGGAAGCAGAGCGUUGUAACAUACAGAAUAACUGAAUAUACAUCACAGCUGAGCAAGAGAGAGGUGGACACUACCAUCACUAAAGCUUUCCAGCUCUACAGUGAUGUUAUUGCACUUGACUUCAAACAGAUCUACAACGGCACAGCUGAUAUCAUGAUUCUCUUCAAAGCAGAAUAUCAUGGAGAUUUUUACCCAUUUGAUGGGCCUAAUGGGGUUCUGGCCCAUGCCAACGCUCCCGGUCCAGAGCAGGGAGGAGACACACACUUUGAUGAUGAUGAGAGGUGGACGCUAAGAUCACGAGAUAUAAACCUGCUUUUGGUGGCGGCUCAUGAAUUCGGACAUGCACUGGGACUAGAGCACUCCAAAGACCCUUUGGCUCUCAUGUAUCCAACUUACCGAUAUGUCAACACGAAUGGCUAUACACUUCCUCGUGAUGACCGAAUUGGGGUCCAGGCCCUGUACGGAGUUAGAACACCAAAACCAAAUUCUGGACUGACCCCACCAUAACCGUGUAAGCGUGACUUAGUAUUUGAUGCAGCAACCAGCUUUCGUCGACAAUUGUACUUCUUUAAAAAUGGGUAUUACUGGAAGAAGGGCUUCUACAGUGGACUUUCAAUGCAUGAAAUAAAAUCUACCUGGCCAACCAUUGACUCUGUUGAUGCUGCUUAUGAGUUCAGAGACAGAGACAUUAGCUUCCUCUUCAAAGGUCAGCAGUACUGGGCAGUAAAGGGCAACACUACUUUGCUUGGAUAUCCCAAACCCAUAUAUAAAUUCGGGUUUCCCAAAUACGUGAGAAAGAUUGAUGCAGCUGUAUAUGUAAAGUCAACCAAACGCACUUUGUUUUUUGUUGGAACCAAAUACUGGAGCUUCAAUGAAAGAACAGUUCAGAUGGACAGAGACUUUCCUAAAACUAUUCGACGUAAUUUCCCUGGCAUUGGGUCACGGGUGGAUGCUGCUUUUGAAAAUUAUGGUUAUCUGUAUUUCUCAGAAGGUUCAAGGCAAUCGGAGUAUAAUUUCACCUCAAGACGAGUGAAUCGUUUUCUGUUGAACAAUGGAUGGCUAGA